Molecule: messenger RNA, 3340 nt
Organism: Aricia agestis (brown argus)
Lineage: Eukaryota; Metazoa; Arthropoda; Insecta; Lepidoptera; Lycaenidae
Gene: rho-4
Product: rhomboid-related protein 2-like
Exons: 7
Coding region: 262-1410 (382 amino acids)
Cellular component (GO): membrane
Molecular function (GO): serine-type endopeptidase activity; calcium ion binding
Source: RefSeq, a predicted model, not a curated record
ACCAAGCUUGAUAAUUUUGGUGUUUGAAAUAGUUGAAAAGGAAGUUUACGGAGUAACGGUAUUUUGUGUGUACAGACGAUUUACAGAAAGUAAACACGCAUAAAUGGUAAUCUAGGGAUUAUCUUAUCGUAACUUUGCAAUAAAUCGAUCAUGAUAGUGAGCCAUUCCCAAAAGGAAUAUAUCAGUGUAUAUUUAACUUAACUCAUUUUAAUUGAUAUUAUAACAUAAACGUUUGUUGUAAAAGUAAUAGUUAUUGCUAAAAUGUCGUCCGGGCAAAGAGAAACUACUGUUUCGGUGCCUUUAACUCCGACACGAUCAGAUUUGUAUUGGAGGAGAAUAUUCAACAAGUACGACAAAGACAACGACGGCAAGAUAUCGUACCACGAGUUGAAAGAGAUAAUCGAAUCCCGGGAAUACGACCACGAUUUACCGGACAAUGUGGUGGACAAGAUUAUGUCCCUGGCCGACCAGGACAACUCCGGGUACCUGGACUUCGCGGAGUUCGUCCACAUGAUGCACAACCCCCAGCUGAAGUAUGUGUUCGGACACUUCGUGGCCAGAUACGUCCACUCCAUUAUACCGAACAGGAACCCCGUUGAUACUACAGACAGGUGGACUGGUUUCCAAGCAGUGCCCACGACUGCCACCGUCCGUAGCCAUACCAAAACCGUGUUCACGUAUACAGACGGGACAUACGAGGAGGAGUACACCUGCUGGCCACCUGCUAUCUGCAUGAUACUGAUCUCUAUCGUGGAGAUCGUGCUGUUCUGCUAUGACGCUGCGCAGGGGAAGACCGAUGCGACGGGACCUAUCGCUAAGCUCUUCAUAUACAACCCCCACAAGAGGGACGAGGCGUGGCGGUUUAUUACGUACAUGCUGGUGCACGUGGGAGUCCUCCAUCUGGUGGUGAACCUCCUAGUCCAGCUGUUCCUGGGUGUGCCACUGGAGAUGGUGCACCGGUGGUGGCGCGUGGUGCUGGUGUACCUCGCCGGCGUGGCUGCGGGCUCCCUCGCCACGAGUCUGACGGACCCCAAGGUGUACCUAGCUGGUGCUUCGGGGGGAGUCUACGCGUUGAUUGCGGCGCAUAUCGCUACUAUUAUCAUGAACUGGGCGGAGAUGGAGUUCGCGAUAGUCCAGCUGCUGGUGUUCCUACUGCUGGCGGUGGUGGACGUCGGCACCGCCGUGUACGACCGCUACACCAGCCAGCUGCAGCAGAACAUCGGAUACGUCGCACACCUCGCGGGCGCCGUGGCCGGUCUUCUAGUCGGCAUCGGCGUUCUACGGAACCUGGAGAAGAAGAAGUGGGAGAAGCGGCUGUGGUGGGCGGCGGUGGUGCUAUACUUCGCGCUGAUGAUAGCUGGUAUCUUCGCCAAUGUCUUCUGGACCUCGCACUUCGCGCUGGCACAUUGAAACUUCUGUAAAGUCUAUAGGAAUAUGUGAUGAAAUGUUCUCGUAUACUAUAAUAUAAUGGCUGCUAAAGCAAGGGGCUUAAAGGUAGGGGUUAAGUAAGAUAAGAUGCGACAUUGGUAUUGCGUGAAAGACUAUCGCCUACAAACGAUAUCUGCAAGGCGAUUCACGAUUCCCGUUCGACACGGAUUCGGAAACUUUACCGUGCGGUCUUUGGGCAAUGCCCAGCGCGGCGAGCGUUUAUUGGAUGUCGCGCGGUGAAGUUUCCGAAUCCGAGUCGAAUUACGCAUUGUGAAUCAGGGCCCUAAUGGCCAAUAAAACAUGCCUGAUGACUCGAUAUCGUUAUAUCAGACCCGAUAUAUUUCUUGUUCCGUGCCCCAGUGUCUUAAAAUACGUCUAAAACAUGCCUAAUGCAUACCUCCUAAAUUAUCCGACUCGAUAUCGUAUCCGUCAUUUUACUAGUAUGGUAUUAUGUAUGUAAAGGACGGCGAAAAUUAUCUGGGGGCACGGCCGUGCCCCAGCCAAUUAUCUUUACUCGGAGCGGCUAAAUCGGGCCCUGCUCUUCUUUUUUUUUGCCGUUGUGGCACAAUCUGUGACUUAAGUGCCCCUGAGUUUUAGUAACUUUUCAACAUUCGGUCGUAAGUUUUCUAUUUAUACAACGUUUUACAAUUUCGAAUUUGAAAUAAGAAUACGAGAACUAUUUUUGAAUCUUUACGCGGUCUUUUUCAAUGGUUGUGCUUGUCUAUGGUAGCUGCGCACUUUUGUGCUGUUUUCACUAUAAAUGUACGCAUUUUUGAAGCAUUUACUCUGACGUUUUUCACAUAAAAAGUGAUUUUUUUUCUUAAUUAUUAAUGUCCCAAAAUCCUAAAAAGUAGAUGUUUAAGAAUAGAAAAUAAUUUCUAGUAGGCAGCAUGUAUUUUAAAAGCAAUGUAUUGUUUUUAAGUGUUAUAAAUUAUUUUUGUUGUUAAGUGUCGCUAAUAGCCGUCACUUGUACCUAAAUAGCUUUAAAGUUAUUUAUAAUCUUAUUAAUAACUAAUUAUAAUAAGAAAGGCGAUAUUCUAGGAACUUUAUAUGAAUUUCAACCAAUGCAUGGUUUGAAAGGAGGCCUUUAAAUAUUGUUUGGUUUUGAGAAUGUUGCGCGCCCACCAUAAUUAAUGUAUUUUUCAAACCCAUAAUAUAUUCACAGGCUAAAGCAAAUGUCUCUGUUGCUUUUGCAACUUUUUUAGUAAUUUCCUUUUCUUAUGCCAUGUGCUGCAGCCUGCAAGCAUAAUGCUGUCAGCUAGUCCUUUCAUUCGGUUGAUUAAAAAUUUAAAAAUUAAUAAAUUCGAAUAUCACUAUUUAAAUGCAAAAAUUCAUAAAAUUGGGACCAACCCCAUACGGAUUAAUUAUAUUUUAUUCGGCUUUAUUGUAUUAUCUGUAAUUUUCAUAGUAUUAGACUGAUUUGCUAUAAUUUAACCACACUCAAAAAUAUUUACACAGCAAAAAAUACUAAAUGACUUUGUCUAUUAUAAAUUAAAGAAAUAUCGCUGCAGAUAAAGACAUCAGACUAUCAGACUUAGUUAUCCGCUGAGUAAAUAUUUUUAGGGGUUAAGUAUUUUAUAAGACUACUAUUUUAAUAAUAAGCUUUCCGAUCCUUCUUUGUAUGAUGUAUAGUAAUUAAUCUUUGUUGUAGAUUUUUCUCUACAACAACUAUCUGUAUGUGUAUUAUUGUGCCUUCACAUGAUAUUUUUCGAUAAAAUUUACAAAUGUAUUUCAUACUACCACUUUAGUAAUAAAAAAGAAAAAAUCUGUCAAAUAUUAAGCAACUUUUCUAACGUAUCAGGUGAAGACAAAAUUUAAAGUUACGAUGACGUAUUUUUACGCCGAAAGCAUAUUUUUAUUAAUAUGGAAUUAUUGUAUUACAUUUACAUAUAAGUAGUUGCAAUUUUGUAAU